AUGACGCCGCUUCCAGCGGCCCCAGCCGCGAAGGCCUUGAAGCUGCAUGAUGUCCAACGGUCCAAGGCUAUGUCCGACCUGGAGCUCACGGUUGUGCUCCACCCGUACUCGAACAACGGUGAACUCGUCCAUGAGCACUUACGUGACCACGUCACGCAGAUCCUCUGGCAAGCCGAUCCACGAGCAUUUGAGUAUACCCACCGCACCGCUUGGGCCGACUUCUUGAAGCAGGAGAGCUUGACGGACACGUCCCUUCUGGCCAACUUCCAGAUCUUGCCCCGCGUUGCUUCCGGCCCAACUUUCCAGAAAGGGCUUUACUGUGGUGGCGCCCUCCCGGGCGCUUUGCAAGGCCUCUCCCUCCUGGAGAAUUACUUCUUGCGCCGGCUUGAGGUCCACAUCCUGAACAAGACCACCUACGACUUCAAGGACCACUUUGCCUCCACGUUGCUCCCCGGUUUCACGCUCACCACGGAGGGCGACACGACUAUGUCACCCCUGAGCUUACCUCCCCCUCAUCGCCCCUUGCGUUUGAAGCUCAAGGUGCAGGGCUCCCAGGCUUGCUUGGAGUUCCACGGGUACAACUACCCACUCCGUGCGGCCUUCGACAGCUGUGAUCACCCCAUCGGCGGCGGCUACUUGGACAAAGAUGAUAACUUGUGUGAGAAAGGUCAAGGACCUUAUGUGCGUUGGACUCCACUCCUUGACUGUCCUGCUUUGGUCGCGAUCCUGCACGAGGUGUUGGACGGCACCUGCGCUCCCAUGCAGGUUGUCGGCGAUAAAUUGCCCGACGACUUCGUGACCGCUUCGUCUUCACUCACCUCCCUUCGUGCUGACCCUCUGCCUCCUCAGCAUGCCUUCCUUUUUCUUCCCUUCGCCCGUCGCUAUCUUCUCGAGGUACCUCGCAUUCCUCUGGUCUUGCUGUCUCCUUAG
Molecule: messenger RNA, 930 nt
Organism: Durusdinium trenchii
Lineage: Eukaryota; Dinophyceae; Suessiales; Symbiodiniaceae
Source: the annotation of a GenBank genome assembly